Messenger RNA from Aspergillus ochraceoroseus IBT 24754, 2271 nucleotides. Its product is annotated as putative Kelch repeats protein. The coding region runs from base 158 to 2185 and encodes 675 amino acids. NCBI's taxonomy places the organism in Eukaryota, Fungi, Ascomycota, Eurotiomycetes, Eurotiales, Aspergillaceae. The record is from RefSeq and is a predicted model, not a curated record. Gene Ontology annotation, molecular function: protein binding. The transcript has 3 exons.
ACUUUGACAAAAUAUUUUCAUAAUAACAAUUCUUCGGAGUCCAAAAAAAGGUGACAUCAAUUGCCUAGUGACAAUUGACUGGUCUUCUCUUGCACCAGAGCGGACGUUGUACCUCAUUUCUCAUUUUCAAGGGCUUGGGCUCUAUAUUUGACAAAGCAUGGGAAAGAAGAGCAAGAAGUCCGCAGAGCACAAAGAGCGUGUAGCGGCCAAACAGUCCAAGAAGGCUGCUCAGAAAGACAAGAAAACCAAAACCAAGGGUCGAGACGCGGACAGUGAUGCUGAAGAUGCUGACUUGGAUGCUAUCUUAGCCCAAUAUGCUGAGGAACAAGCCAAGUUUCUCAAGGUCACUGAGGUCGUUGGAGAGCCACCAUCUCCUCGAUCCUCUGCAACGGUGCUUGCAUCUCCUUCAAACAGGAAUGAGGUACUGAUUUUUGGUGGCGAGUAUUUCGAUGGCACACUGGCUACCUUCUUCAACAAUCUGUUUGUGUAUCUCAUUGAUCGAGGGGAAUGGAGGGAGGUCACGAGCCCUAACAGUCCACUCCCUCGAAGUGGACAUGCCUGGUGUCGUGGAGGAAAUACAGGAGGCAUUUAUUUAUUUGGAGGUGAAUUCUCGUCCCCGAAGCAAGGCACAUUUUACCACUACAACGAUUUUUGGCACCUUGAUCCCUCGACAAGAGAGUGGUCACGCCUUGAGACGAAAGGGAAAGGGCCUCCGGCUAGAAGUGGCCACAGAAUGACUUAUUUCAAGAACUAUAUUAUCCUGUUCGGUGGGUUCCAGGACACUUCACAGCAGACGAAAUAUCUUCAGGAUUUGUGGAUCUAUGACUGUUCCAAAUACGCAUGGUUCAACCCUGUUCUUUCAACAGCUUCGCAGAAACCGGAUCCCCGUUCGUCUUUCUCCCUUCUCCCUCAUGAAUCUGGGGCCGUUCUAUAUGGAGGUUACUCGCGGGUUAAAGCUUCUACCGGAGUCGGAGGUAAGCCAGGUAAAGGCGGGCCUCAGCGGAUGACCAUGAAGCCCAUGGUUCACCAGGAUACCUGGUUUCUUCGAAUUACGCCACCUGCAGCCGAUGCUCCCGCAUCGGCGCCUCCUACCAUUCGUUGGGAGCGGAGAAAGAAGCCUGCAAACUCCCCUAAUCCUCCUCGAGCCGGGGCCACCAUGGCAUAUCACAAGGGCCGAGGCAUCAUGUUUGGUGGUGUUCAUGACGUUGAAUUGAGCGAGGAGGGAAUUGAUAGUGAAUUUUUCGACACUUUAUUCGCGUGGAACACCGAUAGAAACCGUUUCUUUCCUCUGACCCUGCGUCGACCCAAGGCGGCGGGUAAAAAGCAACAGGCAAACCAGGGCAAGUCGCGAGACCGGACGAAAGCCGACGAAGAAGAGCUUUUGCAGAAUCUAAAAGCCCUAGAGGCGAAAGGAGGACUGCGCAACCUCGAUGACGGUGACGAUGAUGAGUUCAUGCAGAAUGCGCCUAAAACGAACGAAGAGCCUGAGCAGCCGGAAAAGCCCGCUGUUGUUCGCUUUGAAAUGCCUCAUAUGCGCUUCAAUGCUCAAUUAGCUGUACAGGAAGAUACCCUUUUCAUCUACGGCGGUACUUUCGAAAAAGGCGACCGGGAGUUUACCUUUAACGACAUGUAUUCCAUUGAUCUCGUGAAGAUGAAUGGGGUCAAAGAAGUCUUCUCCAAGGAGCCCGAUAACUGGCAUCUUCUUAAUGAAGCAGACAGCGACGAUGAAAUGGAAGAGGAUGAAGAGGAAGGAGAUGAAGAUGACGAGGAGGAUGAGGAGGAUGCUAUGUCAUUGGAUACUGCCUCCCCGGCUCCCACUGAAAUAACGGUACCUUCUGUAACCCUAGAGAUGGAGCAGCUCGAUGUAGAGGAACAAGGAGCAGAGUCUUCCGUCCAGGAUAGCAGACCACUGCCCCGUCCCUUCGAAAGCUUGCGUGAAUUCUUCAGCCGUACAUCUGAAGAAUGGCAGAAGAUUUUAAUCGACACUAUGAAGGAGAAGGGAAUGGGUGCAGAGAAGAAUGUUAAAGAGCUGCGCAAGGAUGCCUUUGAGAUGGCGGAAGAGAAAUGGUGGGAUAGCAGAGAAGAGAUUACGGCAUUGGAAGAUGAACAGGAGGCAGCCGGCAUCGGUGAGGUGGUUAGUAUCGCUGACCGUGAAAACGCUGGCGGUGCUGGACGACGAAGGUGAUUUUGUUAUUUCUGUAGACAUUUUAAAAUUCGGUACAUUCAAUAUGUAUGGGGGGUUGGAAAGAAAAAAAAGCAACAAUAUAAUUC